Messenger RNA from Dalotia coriaria, 5916 nucleotides. It is a transcript of the gene mAChR-A, whose product is annotated as muscarinic Acetylcholine Receptor, A-type. Gene Ontology annotation, molecular function: G protein-coupled acetylcholine receptor activity; G protein-coupled serotonin receptor activity. Gene Ontology annotation, biological process: chemical synaptic transmission; G protein-coupled receptor signaling pathway, coupled to cyclic nucleotide second messenger; adenylate cyclase-inhibiting G protein-coupled acetylcholine receptor signaling pathway. Gene Ontology annotation, cellular component: synapse; dendrite; plasma membrane. The record is from RefSeq and is a predicted model, not a curated record. The coding region runs from base 198 to 1985 and encodes 595 amino acids. The transcript has 6 exons. Lineage: Eukaryota; Metazoa; Arthropoda; Insecta; Coleoptera; Staphylinidae.
AGUGGUGGGAGAACGACGGCUUCGUAGGCGCCAACCCGGACAGUCCACGCCUAUGGUGCCAGCUGCACCUAGCUAAGCUCCAGGAGUUAGAGUGUUAUGUGUUCACUGAGGAUGAAGCAUGGCUGGCCACCAGGAUGUAGCCGCUAAGAGGGGGUGGUUCGAGAUGCGGCGACCAGCCAGCGUAAUCUCGUGACAACAUGAAUAACUCGUUGGCGUUGAACCGAACCGAGGAUCACACCUACACCGUCACUCAGAUCGUGCUGAUCGGCACGGUCGCCGGACUACUGUCGCUGAUCACCGUGGUCGGCAACAUAAUGGUGAUGGUCUCGUUCAAGAUCGACAAGCAGUUGCAGACCAUCAGCAACUACUUCCUCUUUUCGCUCGCCGUCGCUGAUUUUGCCAUCGGUCUCAUCUCGAUGCCCCUUUUCACAGUCUACACACUGCUGGGCUAUUGGCCGCUAGGGCCUCACGUGUGUGACACGUGGCUAGCGCUCGACUACCUCGCCAGCAAUGCCUCGGUGCUUAACCUGCUCAUCAUCAGUUUUGAUCGCUACUUCAGCGUCACCCGCCCGCUCACCUAUCGUGCAAAGCGCACGACCAACAAAGCGGCGGUCAUGAUAGGGUCGGCUUGGGGGAUAAGUUUGCUGCUUUGGCCGCCGUGGAUCUACAGCUGGCCCUAUAUUGAGGGUGAGCGCACGGUGCCGAACAACGAGUGCUACAUUCAGUUCAUCGAGACAAAUCAUUACAUCACGUUCGGCACGGCGAUUGCCGCCUUCUACGUGCCCGUCACAGUCAUGUGCUUCCUCUACUGGCGGAUAUGGAGGGAGACGGAAAAGCGACAGAAAGAUCUGCCUAACUUGCAAGCGGGCAAGAAGGACAGCAGUAAACGCAGCAAUUCCAGUGUGUAUGUCUGCAGUGACGAGGCGAAUAAUGCUUGCUCGGUGGUGGAACCAGAGGAUUGGCGACGCCCCCGGUCCGAGUCUUCAACGGGAGCUGACAACGACUCGGUCUACAUGCAUAGCUCCGUCUGCGUGGACACUCAACGACGGCGCACGUUAGCAGCACAAUAUCAACGACGCGUAGGUUGGUUCGCAUGGUUCUAUAGAAUUCGCGCUUGGUGUGUGGCGUGGUGGCAUUCGGGCAGAGAGGAUAGCGAUACCGAAGAAGAAAGCCCCAGCGAACAGGGCCAAGGGUGCAUCACUCCCGUGUCCCUCGACACACCAUUACAGAGCUCUGUUUCACGUUGCACUUCGCUGAACGUAAUAAGGGACCCAUAUGCGACGGCACAGUCCCGGGAGCUGGCUGUCGUGCAGGCGAACAUGACGCCAACUCGCAUGGCCGCCCGUGACUCCCGUAGCCUCCCCGCCGCCAACCGCCUUGCGGGCAAGUCGAUGUCCUCUGACAGCGUCUACACUAUCCUGAUCCGGCUACCCGGCGACCAGCCGAGCGCAGGUGGCACCAGCUGUGACGAAGGCCCUUCGAUCAAAAUGAUCCCUGAAGACGGCGCGCCGCCGCCGCGACCCACCACAGAGUACACCAGCCAAGCUAACCAUCAUCUCAACCGGCGGCCGUCGGCUAUGCCUGACAUCCGGAUCCCUCUCAACGCCAAGAUCAUCCCCAAGCAGCUGGCCGGCAAGACGCUGCUUGCGAAUGCGACUAAGAACCAGGGCAAGAAAAAGAAGAAAACACAGGAGAAGAAAGCUGACCGCAAGGCGGCCAAGACACUCUCCGCCAUCCUGCUCACGUUCAUCGUCACAUGGACGCCGUACAACAUUCUGGUGCUACUCAAACCAGUCACCUCUACGCAGCGUAUCCCGCCCAUCGUUUGGGACUUUGUGUACGCGCUGUGCUACAUCAAUUCGACCAUUAAUCCGAUGUGCUAUGCGCUCUGCAAUGCGAGUUUCCGCCGAACGUACAUGCGCAUCCUGCGAUGCAAGUGGCACAAUCGGAAUCGCGCUGCAAUGAACCGCGGUUUCUACAACUGACGUUAUCACGCGAUACCUAACAAACAACCUCAAAUACACCUCCUAUAUCUAAACAUGACAUCUUUUGCGUUCAGUGGCUAAACCGUUCUUAUUUAAACCAUCGCAUCACAACCCACGAAACCAUCAAAAUAAAACCAAGUAUAAAAUAUUAAAUAUUCACCUAUAUCGAUGUUUCUAACGUAUUUCCCACCAAAUCCGGCAUGCUGAAGAAUUAGAAGAAGCCAAGAUCAGGAUGCACCGGAACAUAUACUGGAGACGUAACCAAAUAUGUAAGAACAAAAGUUUUUAUAUUUGUACACCGCUCAAAUCGUGUUUUAAAACGUGCGCGAGAGGACUGACUAAUCGUAGUAAAUCAUAUUUAAAAAGAAAUCACAAAAUACCAAAAAGAGCAAACAACACGAGGGAGAAACGUAUUUAUACAUAAUAUAAAGAUUUUUGAAAUUUAGAGGCUGUGUGUUAGUUUUAGUCCAACAAGUUUUAAUGUCGUGGCAAGACCAAUCUAUGGACUCUUGAUACAUUACUAUACAUUCUACAUACAUACAUACAGAUACAUAAUGCGUAAACAAGAACAACAUACAAUUUAUAGAUAUAUAAAACAGGAUGAUUAAAUACUCAAGCCCGUCUUCCACAAAAUAACAGAUGAAUCGAUCAAAUCAGACGAAACUGAAUUGAAACUUGAAUUCAACUCAAAGUAACAAAGUUUCGAGCCUAAAUAUGUGUCAACGUACUCGUACAAACUUCGAUGCUAUAGAUUCACCAUUUUAAUGUUACCGUUCAGUCCGGUUGCAAAUACAAACUACGUACUGAACCACCAAUCGCUUCGUAGCGCCUCAAUGUCUAGCGAAAAUUGUGUUAGGAAGCAAUAAUUAAUUAAAAAUAACAAACGUUGACGUUUCUUUUUCUGUGCGUUGUCUCCACGUGAAGAAUGAACAGAAAUAUGUAAUAUGCACACAGGACCGGGCCACAAAACAAGUAAUUUUUCAAAAUUGCAUUGUUUUAGAAAUUUAAAUACAAAAUAAUUUUCUUUAGUUUGAUGAUUUUAUUUGUUUUACGCAACCUUUUUUGCACUGCUGCAUUUACGGUUGCGGAUAAACUCAACACAGUGUUGCCAAACCGUUUACUUUGCGUGUAAUAAAUAACUUGUUCUCUGCCCAAUCCUGUAUAUAUAUAUAUAUGAACAGAGGAGCAUAAUGAAGGAUACACACAAAUAAAUGUUUUAAUAUCAACGCCUCUUUAUAUAAAGCAUAGAAGAAGAGCAGAAAAUCGAACGCAUGGUGCCAAAUAUUAACGUAAUAAAAAUGUCAUAUUUUGUUGGGUAUUUAUGAUUUUCUCCCGAGCAAGAGCAACAAGUCGCAUGAACCGGCGACCAAAACCACACACGAUCAUGAGUAAACAAAUAUACAUAUUGCGUACUAAUAGUGGAUAUUGAUGAAUAAAUAUAUGAAUAUAUGAAAUUAUAUUAUAUACGAAAACAAAAACUAUAUGAAUAUAAAAAAUGUGCAAAUACUAUAUUUAUUGGAAACAAAUGAAUAACUAAACUACCACGUGUACAAUUUGACAAUCUUUAAUCAUCUGGAUGUUUGCUCUGUAAAAUAAUAACAUUUUAUAUAUACACAUUCAUUGAAAUAUUCACUCAAUUCAAGAACAAACGUUUUUCAGUUUUUGUUGACUUAGUUGGUAACCAACGCACUUUCACCCCUUCGUUUUAUGAAUUGUUGAAGGUAUUUGAGCUUUAAGCAGCAAUUUUAUCUCCAUGUUCAUGCUGUGAACGCUGAGCACGUAAUUGAAAGCAGAAGGACUCGGCUCAAAGCUCGCGAGGUGUGACUGAAUUACUUCCACUCGUUCUGCCUAUCCUCAUUUUCAUCCGAAUCCUUGCAGACACCUGCACCCGGCGCAUCCAGGUUUAUUUCACUUCUACUCUGAAAUUUACCCUAAAACUAUUAAGUUGAUGAUCCAUGUGACACACAAACAGUCUGUAAAUUCACUUUCAUCCAAGUGCGUUAUUUUUGAUUCAAUUAACACAUAUUAAUUAUGAUAACUCAUUGGUCAUUCAUUACAAAGUGUAUUUUAAGUGCUCGAGGAGGAAAUGUUUAUAUGACAAAAAUUCAAAAGCAAGUUUUAUGACAUUUUAACAAUUUACAUAACAACAAUGACAUUAUUACAUUAAUUAGUUACUUAGCGAUACUCGUCGACGGCGGAGCUACCAUUGAACACUGUGUGUUUUUGGCAUAUUUUUAAGCAUAAAUACGUCACAUAAAUCUUAUGUUUCUAUGUGAUUUUUGAGUAAUUUGUACUUGUAAUUCAUUCUAAUUACAUAUAGGAUGUGUAUUUGGUGUACAAGAAACUAUAGGUGCUAAAUUUUGUAACCUUUAAAUGACAUAAGACAAGGAGAAAAACUAAUUGUAAUGAUUAAACGUGAAACAUAGAUUAUAAUUACCAACAAAUACCAGAAAUGAAUGAAGUUGUCAAAAAAUAUUGUAAAUGAUGCGAAUAACCGUCUAAACCAAUAAAUUUUAACUUUGUCUUGAUUGAUAUUGAUGUAUAAAAUUAUUGUAAAUUACUUUCUUAUAUUUGGUCAGAAAUAUUUGAACGUUUGAAUAAAAUUUACCAGAAAACAGUUUAAUAUUAUUUUAAUUAAUUGCCUUAAACUUAACUGGCAAUAAAUUAUAAAAAAUGUAUGAAUUUUAGUAAAACUGUUAUUGUUAAGCAAUACUGACAUUUGACUCAUUGUUAUUUUCAAAUAUAUAUAUUGAUUUAUUUAUUUAUUUAUAUAAAAAUUGAAUUGGUUUUCUGGUAAAUUUAAUAAUCAUAUAAUUACAUUGUAAAUUGUAAAUGAAAAAUUGUUCAUAAAUAUAUAAUUUAAAGGAAAAUCAUUUUGAAGUAAAAUUGCAAACGUAAAACUGAAAUAUGAACACUAAAAACUGAUAUGAUAAGAAUAUACAUUAUGAUAACGAUGGUAAUGAUGGUUAAUGAGGUAUUAAGAUGAAACAAACCCAUGGGGACUUUCAAUGUAACUAUUUACGCACAUUAGGUACAAUUUAAGGAUAAAUAUGAUAUUAAUGUGUAAUAUAAGUACUUAUACAAAAAAUACAUACACGUUGGGAGGGCAUCCGAGAAUGAUUGACCUUUGACAUUCAACCUGACGACGAUGACAUUAACCGACGAAGAUAUUUUCAAUCAUUUGCAGUGAAGAAUUUGAUAUGAACGAUUAAAGGUUAGAGGGAAAUUGGUUGUGAAUGUAGAAAACUUGGGAAGUUCUGACAAACAUUAAAAGCUUUAAUUAUGUAUUAAUAAUUAUAUUUUGUUGGCAAAUUCGGACGAUUAAACAUGACUCUGACCUUCGACAGACAACAAACAUACGACAGUUUUAAUAACUUAGUUUUAUUUAAUUUCGUCGACAAUUUAAAAGUUAUCGUUUGUAAUAUUAAAUUAACCGUAACAUGAAUUUAUAAUUAACACCUAAUGAAAACAAAAACACUAAUUAACAAAGUUAUUAUAAAUACUAUAAUAAUACAAGCUAAUAAAGACAACAAUAUAUUUAAAUAAAUGAUAGUGGUUUGUAAAUGAUGUUAAUAAAUAAAAUGUUGUUUUAUAUAUUUAAUAUUUACUAAUAAUAUACAUAAUUUAAAAAUUAACCAGCGGUGAAAAUUAUAACUGAUAAGUUUUCCAGAUGCCAUAGAAUUUUUAUGAAACCGAAUCAAAUGCUUUUGUUGAUCAUGUUUUUGAUGGACUGAUGACAAAACGAUGCAAAUAUUCAACUACCCAUUAUUGCUAAAUAAAUUAUUUUGCCAAAAAUACAUCAUAACCAACUAUAAGCAAUUCAAAACGCAUACGGGUAUUCUUUUUAUAAUUACAUUUAUGUUCAUUGACAUCAAUAUGUGUAAUUACCAAAUUAUAAAUAAAACACAAUAUAUUAUUAUCAUGAUUAUAA